AACCUUGGAGCAACUUCCCUUGCAAUGACAUAUUGGUUCUUAAAUUCGAUCUGACCUCUAGUUACGUUCUCCUAUAAUUCAUGGCAAUUGUUGUUUGAUUAGACAUUCAAGCCUCGUGGUGCAGUGCUGCCAGUGAAAACGACUCACCCAAGAUGUCUUUGAGUCCACCUGCCUACCUCAGCUCGCUGCAGAACAACAUCAGAGCACGUCCGAUACCAUGGGAUGGCGCAGUCCGCGCUGGCAAUCUCACAGAUGACCAACUGAAGAAGAUCAGAUCAGUCGACAAGGUCAGAAAAGAGCAGAGAAAGCAAACGAUUGAAAAAGAUGUCAAGAGCUACAGUAAAUUGCUAGUAGGCGGUAAAGAUGGCGGCAGUGUGCUCGAGAAAGCGUCCAAGCGAAGCGACAUAAUUCAAUAUAUCCUUGUACUUGCAACAGACCUGAUCAAUGAUGCCCCUGCCCUGGCAGAUGCAAUACUCGAUCAUCCCGAACCAUACAGGCCCUUUAUUUCCUUUCUCACGCAGUCGGGCAAUCCAGAAGACCCGAUACCUCUAUUUUCAGCUACAUUCCUAGUCAACCUAAUUGCCAUUUCACUGACAUCAUCCUCGAAACCGACUCCACGAGACGACCAGGCGCUUUCUCAGGUCUACUCAUAUCUGGCAAAGCUAGUAAAGAACCAAGACAGCGGACUUCAAGACAUUGGAGUUCAACACUUCUCACAAUUGUUGCGGACUUCACGGUCGAAAGAGUUGUUCUGGAAACAGAAAUCAGACACGGUUGAUCCAUUGUUUGAUAUCUUGCGGAAAGCUGCAGGUGCGGCAAAAGAUAACGAUUCGACACUAUGGAGCGGGGCUACAAGUAUAAGAAGCAGCGACACGAGGUUCGGGGGCGGUGUUGGGUUGCAGUUGAUGUACCAUGUCUUACUAGUCAUCUGGCAGCUCAGUUUCGAGGGAGAGAUGGUUGGUGAAGGACUUGAAAAGGACGAGGAAAUUAUUCCUUUGUAUACGCAACUCCUCCGAAUGUCACCAAAAGAGAAGACGACUCGUCUCUUACUUGCAACAUUGAAUAACCUACUUUCCUCGAACAAGGACACGUUGAUUGCCAUAGCGACUACUGCCAGACUACCUUCGCUUCUUAGUAACCUCUCUGGGCGACAUCUCACAGAUCAAGACCUGCUUGAAGAUCUCGAGAACCUUAAGACCAUGCUCGAAGAAUACACCAAGAACCAGACAACGUUCGAUGAGUACGCUGAUGAAGUCAACUCCGGCCAUCUACGGUGGUCACCGCCACACCGAAAUCCUACGUUCUGGAGGGAGAACGCUCGCAAGAUACUUGAAGACAAAAAAGGCGAGCUGCCGAAGAAGCUCGCUGAGAUACUAUCUAGAGGAUGGGAGUCAGACAAGAAAGUGCUUGCAAUCGGGUGCAACGAUGUGGGGAACCUCGUCAAAGAAGUCCCAGAACACCGAUCAACUUUGGAGAGACUCGGGCUCAAAGCUCGAUUACUAGAGCUCAUGGGUGAUUCCGACGAGAGCGUUCGCUGGGAGAGUCUGAAGGCCGUUGGAGAAUGGAUGCGAUACACCUUUGACAAAUAGAGGGCUGGCUGACACCGCACUGGUUUCAUGGCGCCGGGAGUUUUCAACAUCAGGGACUGCAAGACUUCACACUACUCGUACCUUAUCUCCCGGCUGGAGAGGCGAGAGUAGAUGCAAUCGACGAUGGCACAAAUCGCUUGUGAUUAUUGUAGUGCAUGGGCGUCGCAAAUAGGUUAGCUAGAUGCUGAUGAGGUGCUUUGGCGCUGUCAGUCACCCAAUUUCUUCCGUUGUCUGUCUUCAUAGGGAAUAGAGCAGCCUCACGAUAAUUAUCGUAAUGUGAC
This is a messenger RNA of Exophiala oligosperma, 1870 nucleotides long. RefSeq lists its product as uncharacterized. Gene Ontology annotation, cellular component: vacuolar proton-transporting V-type ATPase, V1 domain; fungal-type vacuole membrane. The record is from RefSeq and is a predicted model, not a curated record. Gene Ontology annotation, molecular function: proton-transporting ATPase activity, rotational mechanism. Gene Ontology annotation, biological process: proton transmembrane transport. Lineage: Eukaryota; Fungi; Ascomycota; Eurotiomycetes; Chaetothyriales; Herpotrichiellaceae. The coding region runs from base 153 to 1589 and encodes 478 amino acids. The transcript has 4 exons.